Molecule: messenger RNA, 1056 nt
Organism: Rotaria socialis
Lineage: Eukaryota; Metazoa; Rotifera; Eurotatoria; Philodinida; Philodinidae
Source: the annotation of a GenBank genome assembly
AUGAGUAGUACCACAAAUUUAAACUAUAUAUCUCAACAACUAAAUAUUUAUUUGGGUAUAAGUAUGUUCAUUUUCGGUCUAAUUGGAUGUCUAUGGAAUAUGCUCACAUUUCGUCACUAUUCUCUUCGUUUAAGUUCAUGUUGUGUAUAUAUGUUAAUCAGUGCUUUAGCAAGUUUGAUUCAAAUAAUAUUUGGUUUAUUAAUUCGAAUCUUAUCGGAAGGUUUUCAACUUGAUUGGACAUGGAGCAAUAUAGCAUGGUGUAAAAUUCGAAAUUAUAUAACAUUUUGUGCAUCUUCAAUAUCUCUUUCGUGCAUCGUAUGGGCAACAAUUGAUCGAUUUCUUUCUACAUGUCGUCAAAUAAAAUGGCGUUCUUUUAAUUCAGUGUAUAUAGCUCAAGGAGUCUGUUUAUUAACAACAAUUAUAUGGAUGUUAGCAGGAAUUCCAAGUAUUAUUUAUAUGCAACCGAUACAAACACGACGAACAUGUGCCAGUUCAUCGUUUGUCUGGUCGACAGUAUCAACAUAUGUUUUUCAUUUAUUAGGCUACGGAAUAUGUCCAUGGUUAUUCAUGAGCAUAUUUGGACUAUUGACUUUGAAAAAUGCGCGUCGAAAUCGUGCUCAACGUAUUAAUCCAAUACCUGCAACAUUUCUAACACGUACGGCACGUGUUGAUAAUCAAUUAACAUUAGUAUUAUUAUUUCAAAUAAUUGUAACAAUAAUAUCAUCAAUACCUUAUUGUGUUCAAAAUAUUUAUGAUAGUUUAACACAAACAGUAAUUAAAACUGAAUAUCGUCGAGCACAAGAAUAUCUUCUUCUUCAAAUAGUUCGUCUUCUUUUUUAUUUUAAUUAUAUAUCAAUGUUCUAUCUCAAUUAUUUAUCAUCGUCAAUACUUAGAAAUCUAUCAAAAAAAGUUUUAAUUAAUUUAUUCAAGAAUAAACAUGAUAUAUCAAGAGAAAUAACAAUAAUCAAUCAUCAAAAUAAUGAAAAACAAAUACGACAAAGACAACAAUUGAAUAUUGCAACAAUUCAGACACUUCGUACUAAUACACUUGUUUAA